Messenger RNA from Solanum stenotomum, 2092 nucleotides. RefSeq names its product pentatricopeptide repeat-containing protein At2g32630. Gene Ontology annotation, molecular function: protein binding. The transcript has a single exon. The record is from RefSeq and is a predicted model, not a curated record. Bases 136 to 1953 code for a protein of 605 amino acids. NCBI's taxonomy places the organism in Eukaryota, Viridiplantae, Streptophyta, Magnoliopsida, Solanales, Solanaceae.
UUCCCCAGUUACUGAAGAAACAAAACCUCGCCGGGAACUGGACUCACCGGAAAAACAUGUCAUCAGUGUCAUCCUUCCGGUAAUCUCUUUAAACCCAUAAAACUUCCAUUGUAAAAAUCUCAGCUUUAUUCUCAAAUGUCGACUCAAAAGUUUUACCAAACUGCAAAACAACUUUUUUCCAAAAAACCAAAUGAAGAAAUUGCUAAAUUGAUCUCCAAUACUCUGAUAAAUUUCAGUUCUACAAAGGAAAUCCCCCCAUCUCUAACUUCCUACCUUAAUCCCCAAGUAAUCCAUCUUGUUUUUUCAAACCCAUCUGUCCCUACACAAUCUUGUUUAAGUUUCUUCAAAUUUCUCCAAAAAAAUCAAUCUUUCGAAAGACCCAAUCUUGAAUCACAUAUAGCCUUGUUUUUGCGAUUGUUUAAAGCCAGGAAAUUUGCUGAAGCCAAAAGUAUAUUGUAUACUGUUGCUUCUGAUGAUAGUUUAAGGAAACCAGUUUCAGAAAUAGCUUCUCUUUUGGGUGAGAAUCAUGUAGAACACAUAGUUAUGGGGAAGAUGUUUGACAUGUUGUUUAGGGUUUAUGUUGAUAGUAUGAGGUUUAAGGAAGCUCUUGAGGUUUUUGAGUAUAUGAAGAAUGGUGGGUUUGAAAUAGAUGAUAGAUCUUGUAUGGUUUACUUACUUGCUAUGAAAAGGCGAAAACAGUAUGACUCGCUGGUUGAGUUUUUCGAGAUGAUGGUUGAAUUUGAUGUGAGAAUUACGGUGUAUUCUAUGACAAUGGUAAUCGACGGGUUGUGUAAAGUAGGAGAGGUUAGCAAGGCAAGAAAACUCAUGGAUGAAAUGGUUAGUAAAGGGGUGAAACCAAAUGUGUACACUUACAACACAUUAUUAGAUGCUUGUAUGAAGAAGCCAGAUUUUGUGGCUCUGAAGGAGAUUUUGAUGGCUAUGGAGAAAGAGGGAUUGGAUCUUGAUGUGACGAGUUAUACUCUUCUGAUUGACGGGUAUUGUAAUAUUGGCAAUCUUAAAGAGGUUGAGAGGUUGUUUAGGGAAAUAGAAGGGAAAGGCAUAGAGCCAGAUGUUCAUUUAUACACCUCUAUGAUUAGUGGUUGUAGUAAGUUAGGUAACGUCAAAAAAGCGUUUUCAUUGUUUGAUGAAAUGGUGGAGAUGGGUCUUGUUCCGAAUGCUCACACAUAUGGAGCUUUGAUAAAUUGCUUGUGCAAGGCUGGACAGAUGCAAGCUGCUGAAGUUUUACUUAAUGAGAUGCAAAGUAAGGGGAUUGAUAUAGGUCCAGUUAUAUUUAAUACAAUGAUGGAUGGUUACUGUAAGCAAGGUAAUAUAGAUGAAGCAUGGAGGCUGCAAAAAAUUAUGGAGGGCAAAGGGUAUGAAUCUGAUGUAUAUGUUUAUAACAUAAUUGCUACUGGAUUGUGUAAGUUAGAUCGGUGCGAGGAAGCAAAGACGUGGUUGUUCUCAAUGGUGGAUCGAGGUGUAGCUCCAAACGAAGUUGCUCAUACAACUUUGAUCAGUAUUUAUUCUAAGGAAGGAAAUUUUGUUGAAGCAAAAAGGACACUUCGUGAGAUGGAAACAAAAGGAGUUAAGCCUAAUACGGCAACGUACAAUACCCUGAUAGAUGGUUAUUGCAAGAAGGGUAUGAUGAAGGAAGCAUAUAAGCUAAAGAAUGUUAUGGAAUGUAAAGGCCUGAAACCUGAUCUCUAUACAUACACCUCACUUGUACACGGGGAAUGCAUAUCAGGAAAGGUAGAUGAUGCUCUGAAACUUUUCAACGAGAUGCCUCGAGAAGGUUUAGUUCCAAAUGUGGUGACUUACACAGCAAUGAUUUCUGGCUUAUCGAAAGAGGGCAGAUCAGAUGAAGCCUUCAGAUUAUAUGAUGAGAUGAUAGAGGCAGGACUUACACCUGAUGCUAGCGCAUAUUCUGCUCUCGUGGGCAGUCUUCAUGGUUGACGUUUAUUUAGUAUGUGAAGUUGCUCUAGGGACUUGUAAUCGUAAACAUCAAAAGUAAAUCAAAUUUAGCUAAUUGGAGCUAUAACAGAUUGUUCAAUAUAUCCACCAGAUGUUUUAUAUAAAGGAAUUUAUAGCAGGA